CUGUAAACUCCAAGUCGUACUGACAUUUGUAUUUGUAGAUAACAACGCCACCACAGCGUUGACCCCGAAGCAUUUUGCGCAGAAAACACAUGAAAAAAUAAAAGAAAACUGGGAAUCCUAUAAAACAUGUGACUGGCUGUUGCAAGAGAACAGUUUCCAAUCAUGGGAGAAGAUGGAAGCACAAUAUUCCCUUCUCUGGCUUCAUGGACGUCCUGGGUGUGGGAAAUCGACUUUGAUAUCUCGCAUAAUCGAAAGCAUCUCUCAGAACCAAUUCGCGACACGAGGUCCCAACACUAUCCACCUGCUUUACUUCUAUGUCGGGCUUGGAGAUGGCGAAGGAAAGGAUACACUGUAUCAAAAAAUGCUGAUGACAUUUUGGGAACAAGCAACAGGUGAAAAACCAAGCGAUACAUCAAAAACAGGAAAGGAUGCUGUCAACCAAUUACACGACUUUCUAGCUUCAUCGCAGCGCGAUAUAUACCUUGUCAUCGACGCGCUCGACCAACUUCCUCCAUAUUCUCAACAAGACAUUCUCAAAAGCUUGGGUUCUCUGGUUCAAAAGCUCAAGGAUGGGACGAAUAGCUGCCGGUUGAGCGUAGCUAUUAGUUCCCGUGAUCGCCAGGAUAUCCACCAGCUGGGGACAUAUAAAAGGUUCCAAAUUGAAGUCACUCCUGAAAAAAACAAGCGUGAUAUAGAGAGAUACCUUGGGAAAUGUCUUGACAGGCCUCGAUUUGAGGAACGACAAGAACUUCAGGCACGGGUCUUCGACUACCUAAGCAAAAAUGCAGAUGGAAUGUUCCUAUGGGCCAGCCUGCAAGCAUUAAACUUCUGCGAUAUGGAAUUGGACUCACAAAUCUCGGAUGCCCUGGACAAUCUUAUCCCCCCACAGAAGCUACACGACACGUAUAAGUCCCACGCUGAAAGCUUUGAGGCUCUGCUGGACCCAUUUAAGCAGAAAGUAACUUGGAGGACAAUGGCUCUUUUGGCACACAACGAGGGCUCAUUGCCGACAGAAGUAAUUCUCACAGCAGCCUCAUUGAACGAUAAUGGAGAAGUAAAUCAGGAGCAUCAUCAAGACUUGGCCAAGAACCUUAUUACAAUCGUCCGCUUCUGCAGUCACCUAGUUCAAAUCAAUGAGAAUCUUGGAACUUUCCAAUUUUGUCAUAGAACCGCCUUUGAGUUCUUCAGGGGAUACAAUCCAACUGUCUACCACUACCGGAUCGCAGACCUCUGCUUAUCUCACUUAUCCUCAUCGGACUUCUCCCAGGGUCCUCAGAAUGACGCUAGAUGGUAUAGUCCUGGUAGUCUUGGGGUGAUUUUGCAGGAUCAUCCAUUUUUAACUUUCGCGUCGCUCAAAUGGGCCACGAGCAUCAAACGUAGCUUUAGUCGUGGGGCAAGCCUUGAAGGGAGCUAUUAUAGGACUCUCUGUCUUCUGAAGCUACUUCUUGAUAAGGAAACGGGAGUAAAAAGGAAAGGGAACCUACAAUUAGCAUUCCAGGUAUAUUUCUUCAAACGAGGCAAAACAAUGUCAAGCAGAGUAUGCCACGAGCAUAUUAUCAGCUAUUUCUCUCUUGUCGAGCUCAUUGACGUUUUGAAAAACGAGAAUUGGUUUGAUCAGGCAAGGCUUGAUAGUGACGGCUUAAGUCCGAUCCACUGGGCCAUACGGAAUGACAUUGAUCAUGAGGGUGCUGCCUCCACUGUUGGAGUGUUGAUCAGAUAUGGCGUUGAUAUUAAUGCAACGGAUAAAGAAGGCCGCUCUCCUUUAUGGUACGCUGCUUACUACGGAAAUGAGGAGGCAACGAAACUCCUUAUUAGGCAUCAUGCCAAACUUGACCUCAAAACCCAACGCAACGAGACGGCUUUAAUAGCUGCCUGCAAGCUACACCACGAGAAUAUUAUUUCUCAUCUUACUAAUGCUGAAGCAAACGUGGAGGUCCAAAGCGAAUCUGGAACUGCUCUACAAUUCAUUUCCCUGACUGGAUGUUGUAGCUGUGCUGAAAGAAUAUUGAACGGUUAUGGAACUUCCAAAAUCAUCGAGUAUCCCUGCGAGUUCGGUUCUUCUCUGCAUGCCGCCGCAUUUUACGGUCACUUAGACCUCGUGAAGCUCCUCUGCUCAAGAAGAACGAAUUUUCUUCGUAUAGUAGGCAGAGAACAUGGAAGCCCUAUAACAGCAGCAGCGGCAGGGUUUAGUCCAGGAUUAGACUCGGCGCCUUUCAUUGAAAUUAUCGAAGAAUUAAUCAACCAUGGCGUGGAUGUCAAUAAGCGUGGCGGUGUAGUCGGGCCAGCUCUCCGUGCAGCAGCAGCCCAUGGGAGUCUUGAACUCGUUCGUUUCCUUAUAGAUAAGGGCGCCAAGGUACACAAAGCCAUAGGACCAAUGGGCACUGUCUAUGAAGCUGCUGAAGAGUAUGGACAUCAGGGGAUUAAAGAUCAUUUGCUAUCAAAGGACGCAAAUGCUGCGCGGUAUGGCCAAAACCGUACUCGUAGCUCGUAUGGUCGUCAAGAGUUUCAGCGGGUAGUUUUCCGGGCUGCUGUCAAAAUGGUGAGCAUGGAUACUAUCGACAUCCUCGUCACCCAGAUGGAAAAGUUCUAUAAACAGGAAUUCGAAAAAGGCGAGACUGCCCUUCUUAGAGGAUUGGCCAAGCUUAGCAGGGACUCCUUCCAGGAUGUGGUGAAGUUGGCUACAGAGUCACAAGAUAGACGGAGUAUGCCAACAAAAGGGAAACAUAACAGAAGCAUAGCACGGUUCCGAAACAAUAUGCUUGAUCUUUUCUGUAUACCUAUCUUCAAAAUCAAAGAUAGUGGGCUAGCCCAGGUACCCACGACAUAUUCUUUAGGUCAAGACGAUCUAGAACACCUUCCACAAGUUUUGGAUCGAAUGACACAAGCUGCGGUGAAGAUCAUGGAAGAUGCUAUUGCGAGCGGGAAAAGAGAUGUAAUCAGAUUGAUGGCCAAUGCAUGGAUUGAGGCACUGAAUAAUCUGAUAUCGUAUCCUGGCUUUGGAGAGCCGAUGCUGGAAUUAGUAGUUCAGAGGCGUGCGAACGAGCUCAAGGAACGGUUGACAAACCCGAAUGUAGGCGAAGUGGCAAGAUUCGGAGAGACCAAGGCCUUGGCUCAAGUUGGCAUUGAACUUCUUCUGAUAGCCGUUGAGCGCGGCCAAAAAUUCAAGCAUCUAUCGUUUGUCAUCUCUAAGCUAUGGAUCGAAGCGGUCAAUGAUAUCGAGGGUCUUGGUGAGAAGGGAGAGAGGCCAGUAAAGGAACUGAUUCGCCUAUUUUCGGAACGGUUUUCACAUGCAGUGAUGAUACACGAUCAAGUCAAUGCAAGAAUUUGUCUGCAGGCCGGCGUUGAGUUUGUGAGAGCAGCAGCGUUGAGUGCAAACAAGACGUUGCUCAAUAAGUUUACUAGGGAAUGGCUGAGAUGGUGGGAACUGAUUGUUGAAAAGAAUAUGGAGAGUAUGGUUAAGGGGUUAGUCGACCAGCGAUGGAAAGAAUGCCAAGAAUGCCUCAAAGGCAACAUGAACGACAAAGCGCUUGGCCUUGCACUUACAGCCAUAGGAAUACUUCAAACAGGUAUCGAGUAUAAAAACGGACCGUUGGGAGAGAUGAUACGACCUGUCAUCGAAUCAAGUUUUCAAUUAAUGCAAGAAAACUUCCUUGGUGAUGCCGAAUUUACUAGAUUAUCGGAUCGGGACCUAGACACUGUCUCCGACGCCCUCAUCGACUUGUUUGCGACAGCUGAAGAGAUACAGCCUGGCUCGUUGAAUACUUUGGCUUUAAAGAUGCUCGACUGCGCAAUUACUUCAAGCCGCAACUAUCAAAAACUACUAGGGAUAAUCGAGCGACAUGUUAGAAAGGUUGAUCAAAUCGCCUCUUCGUCCGAUCGAGAGAAACAGUCGAUUCAGAUAUUUCGAAUAGUUGUUAUGUUCAUCAACGUCGCCUUAUGUGCUGCAGAACCAAACUCCAGCGUUUUACCGGUCUUGAAAAAGAUGGCCCUGGAAAAUCUGGCUGCAAAACUACCCAACUUCACAGAGAGGGGCGAAUUGGUUCCGUAUACGAGAGCUAUAGCGUAUUUGAAGUCGGAAGAUCAUUAGGGUGUCAGGGAAAGGAGGUUGAUAUUUAGUAGAGUAGGAAGUUUCGAAAAAAGGAACAUAAUUUCAUG
Messenger RNA from Daldinia decipiens, 4155 nucleotides. RefSeq lists its product as uncharacterized. Gene Ontology annotation, molecular function: protein binding. NCBI's taxonomy places the organism in Eukaryota, Fungi, Ascomycota, Sordariomycetes, Xylariales, Hypoxylaceae. The transcript has 4 exons. The coding region runs from base 173 to 4087 and encodes 1304 amino acids. The record is from RefSeq and is a predicted model, not a curated record.